AAGAGGGCGAAGGCGGGGUCACCGCCGUCUAUGGGCCUUCUGUGGUCAUUGAUGUGAGUGCACACGCCUGUCCUGGUCUCUUGGAAGCUUGAAUAACCUGGUCCCUGACCCGGGAGCCUGCGCUGCGAGCUUAAAUUGAGGGACAAUUCACAAGAAUACCAGUGUCAUGGAAACAACAACUUUAUACUGUGUAAGAAGAGAAUGCUGAUUGGUUGCUAAAGCAAAAUGGCUUUAGCAGGAAUUCGUGUAAUUGAGCUUGCUGGUCUGGCACCUGUUCCCUUAUGUGGAAUGAUUCUGGCCGAUUUUGGUGCCAAGGUAGUACGCAUUGAUCGAACAAGGACAGCUACAACUGAUGUGUUGGGUCGAGGCAAACGCUCAGUGGCCUUAAAUCUGAAGAAACCAGGAGGAGUAGAAGUGUUGAAGCAGCUUUGUAAUCAAUCUGAUGUUCUCAUUGAACCUUUUCGUACAGGCGUCAUGGAGAAGCUGGGUCUUGGCCCUGAAGAUAUACUUGGACAGAAUCCAAAGCUUAUCUAUGCCAGGUUGACUGGGUUUGGACAGAGUGGACUAUAUUCCAGAAAUGCUGGACAUGAUAUCAACUACAUUGCUGUGUCAGGUCUACUGUCAAAAUUCGGCAGAAAAGGCGAGAAUCCCUACGCGCCUUUAAACGUUGUGGCUGACUUUGCUGGAGGUGGAGUUAUGUGUGCUAUGGGUAUAAUCCUAGCUCUGUAUGAGAGAAUACAAUCUGGAAAAGGACAGGUCAUCGAUGCGAGCAUGGUCGAAGGAGCAGCUUACUGUAGUUCCUGGCUUUGGAAAUCACAACAAUUAAGUAUUUGGAAUCAGCAAAGAGGUGAAAACCUACUGGACACUGGAGCACCGUUCUAUGAAACCUAUAAGACUUCUGAUGGAAAGUAUAUGGCCGUCGGUGCAUUGGAGCCUCAUUUUUAUGACCAGCUGAUAGAAGGUCUCAGCUUGGAUUCCACCAAACUCCCCCCUCAGAUGAGCCAGUCAGACUGGCCAGAGUUGAAAAGAACUUUUACGGAAGCAUUUGCUGCAAAGAGCCAAGAACAGUGGACUAAGAUCUUUGAUGGAACUGAUGCUUGUGUGACUCCUGUUUUGUCUUUCCAAGAAGCUUUCAGUCAUCCACAUAAUCAAAAACGAGGAUCUUUUAAUACUGAUGUGGAUGGACAAGUCAGUCCUAGGCCAGCUCCUCUCCUGUCCCGGACUCCAGCCAUUAUCAGCUUAGAAAGAGACCCAGAAGUUGGAGAGCACACACAACUUGUGCUGACUGAAUAUGGUUUCACUAAAGAGCAGAUAAAUAAGCUGCAGUCUAAUGGGAUUAUUGAAUGUAACACACCAAAAUCUCAUUUGUAACAGAAAUGUAUGUGUAUUAUUUUAUAUUAUUAUGGUAAUAAAAUGUUGGUAAUGAGAAAAAUGAAAAAUAUAGUGGCAAAUCAUUUCAUUGGUACUAAGGCACAACAUUUUAUUACCAUAAUAAUAUAAAAUAAUACAAAUACAAAUCGAGAAAUUGAGCCAAAUGUUAUCUUACAUAAGCAUCAACACAAAACAAAUUAACUUCUCAUAUGCUUAAAAAAAAGCUCUAGAUUGGGAAAGAUGAAAUUAAAAGAGCAAGAUAUUCACUUCUGCA
Carcharodon carcharias (great white shark) is the source of this 1645-nucleotide messenger RNA. It is a transcript of the gene amacr, whose product is annotated as alpha-methylacyl-CoA racemase. Gene Ontology annotation, biological process: bile acid metabolic process. Bases 226 to 1371 code for a protein of 381 amino acids. NCBI's taxonomy places the organism in Eukaryota, Metazoa, Chordata, Chondrichthyes, Lamniformes, Lamnidae. Gene Ontology annotation, molecular function: alpha-methylacyl-CoA racemase activity. Gene Ontology annotation, cellular component: mitochondrion. The transcript has 7 exons. The record is from RefSeq and is a predicted model, not a curated record.